Messenger RNA from Petromyzon marinus (sea lamprey), 1065 nucleotides. Its product is annotated as transmembrane 4 L6 family member 1-like. The record is from RefSeq and is a predicted model, not a curated record. NCBI's taxonomy places the organism in Eukaryota, Metazoa, Chordata, Hyperoartia, Petromyzontiformes, Petromyzontidae. Gene Ontology annotation, cellular component: membrane.
CGUGUGUGUGUGUUGUGUGUGUGUGUCCGGGUGGGAUCGCAAAAAAAGCAAAACACCUUUUGCGCGUGUGUGGGUGACCUGGGAAAGAUGUGCACGGGAAAAUGUACGAUGGUCAUCGGGGCGGCCCUGGUCCCCAUGGCCCUCUUGGCCAUCGUGGCCAACGUGCUGCUCUUCUUCCCCAACGCCGAGGUGACCCACCUGGAACAGGGACACCUUUCCGACUUCACCUGGUACAUGGCCGGCAUCGCCGGAGGCGGGCUGCUGAUUAUCGUGCCGGCCAUGCAGCUUAUCGGAGCCGGGUCUCGGGACGGCUGCUGCUCAAACAGAUGUGGGAUGCUGACGUCCGUCCUCUUGUCGCUGGUGGGCGUCGCGGGCGCCCUCUACUGCCUCGUGGUCUCCACCGUGGCGCUCGUGGAGGGCCCCAUGUGCCUCUUCAAGAACGGAAGCAGCGAGCAGUGGGACUACCCCUUCGGGAAGAUCGACAAGUGGGACUUCCAGAUCCUGGACACGAGCUACCUCUUCAACUCAUCGCUGUGGAGCGUUUGCAAGGCGCCGGUGUGGAUCGUCGAGUGGCACAUCUCCCUCUUCUCCAUCAUGAUGGCCGUGGGUGCCGUGGAGGUGGCUCUGUGCCUGGUGCAGGCCGUCAACGGCUUCGUGGGCGUCCUGUGCGGGACGUGCCGCAAGGAGAAACCCAGAGAGAGCUCCAGCCAGGCGCCACUCUACUCCAUGGACUCGCUGCCGCGCUACUGAGACGGGAUGGCGGGGACUGGGUGAUGGGAUUGGGGCGAUGGGAUGGGAUGGUGGGACCUAAUGAUUGGACGGGAUUAUGGGACGGGAUGAUUGGACGAGAUGAUAGGACGGGAUGACGGGGACUGGGUGAUGGGAUUGGGUGAUGGGACGGGAUGAUGGGAAAUGAUGAUGGGAAAUGAUGAUGGGACGGAAUGAUGGGAAGGGAUGAUGGGAAGGGAUGAUGGGACCUAAUGAUUGGACGGGAUUAUGGGACGGGAUGAUUGGGCGGGAUGACGGGGACUGGAUGAUGGGUUUGGGUGAUGGGACGGGAUGAUG